Molecule: messenger RNA, 934 nt
Organism: Cladocopium goreaui
Lineage: Eukaryota; Dinophyceae; Suessiales; Symbiodiniaceae
Source: the annotation of a GenBank genome assembly
AUGAAGCUGCGCAGUAUGGUGGGCCAGCUGCCGAAAAAGAUUCGCAGUCCAGGGAUGGCUCCUGCUCGGGAAAGUUAUGGGUGCCCCUCCCAUCAACCGCCCGAGGAAACAGAUCUGCUGCUGAAGCAGAAGUUACAGAGAUGGUUCUCAGGUGACCAGUCGCAGCUGCCCUACGCCGCGCGCCUGCGCGGCUUGGCAGGAAAGGCGCGAAAGUCGGAGGUCUGUCGAGCUCGCCUCUGCCACUUUGAGCGCUUUUGGCAUCGCCCGGGCAUGGAGGCCUUGGAACCCGACGAGGUGCAACGGCCCGCCGUGAACGCCGCAGCCAACGCAUGGCUGCCUGGCGCCAGAAGGGAACAGAAGGGGGCACCGCGACUUCUUUCCGAUGCGCGGAGUGUCGCUCCUCUGGCGCCGGGUGCGGCGGUGCGGGUGAAACUUCGAGGCGUUGGUUCAGAUGACCUUGGCAUUUGCGAGUUCUACGAGCCGCAGAGCGGCUUGUGGCACGUGCGCUUUUGCGACGGCUUGCAGCGUUUGGCGCCGCAGCAGUUGAUUCGCUUAGGUGGCAACGAAGAGGGUGAUGCCAUCGAUGGCGAAGAGCUCUCGCAACAGGAACUGCAGCAACUGACCGAGGAGCCGCCAAUGAAGCGAGCAAGAACUCGGUGUCAGCUGGUCUUCGAUUUCAAAAGACAGCCGAGGGAUCUGCAGGAAGCAGUGAUGAUGCGUGGCGAUUUGGGUCUUGUUCACGUAUGGAGCAUUGGAGCAUGGAUCGAAUUCAAAGAUUCCCCAACUCAAAAAUUGUACAGAUUUGGAUGCUACGGUGUCAGUAACCUUGGUAUAUACAAUUUUGGAGUGUCCAGAGAUACCCAUUUCAUCUCAGUGUACAAACUUGCAGCCAACGUCACAUCUGACAGAUGCGCCCGAGAUGUGUCGGACAGCA